Messenger RNA from Hyphopichia burtonii NRRL Y-1933, 2994 nucleotides. RefSeq lists its product as uncharacterized. Gene Ontology annotation, cellular component: nucleus; cytosol. Gene Ontology annotation, molecular function: protein phosphatase regulator activity; protein phosphatase binding. The coding region runs from base 1 to 2994 and encodes 997 amino acids. NCBI's taxonomy places the organism in Eukaryota, Fungi, Ascomycota, Pichiomycetes, Serinales, Debaryomycetaceae. The record is from RefSeq and is a predicted model, not a curated record. The transcript has a single exon.
AUGUCUGGUUCUUUUUGGAAAUUUAGUAAUGGGUUUACCUCAUUAUCUAAUAUAUCUACAUUACUUGAAAAUCAUUCGAUCAAUAUUGAAUCUGGUGAUCCUCAAUCAAAUAAUUUUAACGUGCUUAUGAAAUUACUAGAUGAAAAUGACUUAUUACAAGAAUUAUUAUCAAAUAACUCCCUAUUAUUAGAAUUCUUACGUGAAGAAGAAGUCUUGAGUAUACUAGUUGAUUUAGUCAUCCAUGAAGGUGCUUCUCAAGAUGAAAUCAUUAAAAAAUUUAACGAUUUAAAUAUUAAUGAUAAAGAUGAUGAGAAAAACGACAACGAUAAUACUUCAAAAACAAAUGAUGAUGCCAAUGAUGAUGAUUCUAAAACUGAUGAUAAAAAUGUUUCUAGCUCUACUGAUAAAAUUGAUACUAACGAAGAAAAUUCCUCAAAGAGUAAUUCAGAUAAAAGUGAUGACACUGAUGAUGAAAAUGAACCAGAAGAAGAAGAAGAUGAUGAGGACGAUGAUGAAAAUGAAACUGAAGAAGAGAAGAGAACUCGUUAUGCUACAUUAGCUGCAGAAAUAUUGAGUGCAGAUGUCUGGUCAUUGACUGAUACUGUUAUGGAAUCUACCGAAAACUUAAAUAAAUUAUGGGCUAUAUUAGAUAACGAUAGCCCUCUUUCUAUCAAUUUAUCAACAUAUUUCAUGAAAAUUAUGGAGCAUUUGUUGGAUAUGAAAUGCGAAGAAAUGAUUACUUACUUAAUUGAUAAUCAACCUUGUUUAGUUCAAAAAUUCAUGAAUAAUUUAUCAAAUCCUCCUUUGAUGGAUUUUCUCUUAAAACUUAUAUCCACUGACAAGCAAGAUAAUGCCACCGGAAUAAUUGAUUUCCUUCAAAAUCAAGAUUUGAUAACAUACUUGAUAAAUUCUCUUGAUAUAACCAAUAGUCCAGAUAUUGAUUAUGAUAUCUUAUUGGUUAGACAGUCUUCGGCCGCCGAUUUUUUAAAAGCUUUAAUCACGAUCUCUGCUAAUUCAACAACUGAUAACUCAACCAUUGGUCCUAAUGAACUUACAAGAGAAUUGGUUUCCUAUGAUCAAAUGAAUCGUUUAUGUAAUAUAAUGUUAAAGGGUGGUUAUGCCUUAGCAAAUGGUGUUGGUAUUAUUAUAGAAAUCAUCAGGAAAAAUAACUCUGAUUACGAUAUUUUACCAGUGUUAUAUAUCACUUUAGAAAGUCAUCCCCCAACUGGUAGAGACCCUAUAUAUUUAGGACAUUUAUUAAAAGUUUUCGGUGAUAAGAUAGAUGACUUUAAUAAAUUAUUAGUUGAUUUUGGUGGUGAUGAAAAACCAAGUUUGAAAACUCCCUUUGGUGUCAUUGAACCUUUGGGUUUCGAGAGAUUUAAAAUUUGUGAAUUAAUUGCUGAAUUAUUGCAUUGCUCUAAUAUGGCUCUUUUAAAUGAUAACAAGGGUUUCGAUGUUGUGAAAGAAAGAGACUUAUUAAGAGAUAAAAUGAAAGAAUAUGAUCCUAUAAGUUUUAAAUAUAAUGAAGUUAUUAUCUUACCUAAUAACGAAGACGAUAAUACAGAAAGCAGUGAUAAGAAUGAUUCAACCGAUGGUAAUAAUCAGAGGAAAUCAGCCAACAACGAGGAUGAAGAUUAUGCAAAUGAUACAAUUGAUUCGUUCAACUCGAGACUACAUCAAGAAGACGAGGCUUUUGGUCAACCAAAUCAUUUUUCAAAUGAUGAUGAAGCUGAAGAACCUCAUGCGAAUGCAAACUUAUCCGAAGAUCAAAUCAGAUCAAAACCAGUUAUUGGUGAUUUCUUGAAAAUUGCAUUAUUUGAUACGCAAAUAAUUUCCAAUAUUUUAGCGAUGUUUUUCAAGUUUCCUUGGAACAAUUUCUUACAUAAUGUUGUAUUUGAUAUCGUUCAACAAGUCUUAAAUGGCUCAAUGGAUAUCGGGUUCAAUAAGUUUUUAGCUAUCGAUUUGUUUAAUAGAGGCGAUAUCACCAACAAGAUCAUCGAGGGUCAAACUUUAUGCUCAGAAUAUGAAGCCAAACAUAAUGGUUUAAGAUUGGGAUUCAUGGGUCAUUUAACUCUUAUUGCGGAAGAAGUUGUCAAAUUCAUCCAACUUUAUCCUGUCAAUAGUUUAAGUGAAAUAAUAGACCAAAAGAUUGAAGACGAAGUUUGGUCAAAUUAUGUCAGCCAUGUUUUAUAUGAUACGAGAGAAAAAUAUAAUGCAAUUUUAGGUGGUGAGGAAGAAGAAGAAUCUUCUCAAACUUUUGAUGAAGGAAGUGGCGACAUCAUUGAAGCCGAUGAUCUCCAAUCUGAUUUACUAUAUGACCCAAAAGAAUACCAUGAUAUUGUGGAGACUGGGCAUGAUGAUAAUUCAGAUAGUGGUGAGAAUCAUGACCAUCAGGAAAUAAUUGAUGAGAAAGAUGAACCUGAGGAUGAAGAAUCCGAUUUAGCUGAGAACAAAGCAAUAUUCACAAACAAACCACCGAUGAAGGAAGAAAAUGAUGAUGAAGAAAUAAAAUCAAAAAAGGCUGAGACAAACAAGUCGAAUUCCAGCGACGAAUCAGAAUCUGAUGAUGAUGAUCAUUUCACCACUUACAUGACCCAGCAGUUAACCAAUACUGCAUCCAUUACUCCAUCGGUCACCAAAGUUACCCAUGAGGAUAAUAAAAUUAUCAAUGAAGACAAUAAAAAGGAAGAAUCAAAGAGUCAGUUUCCUGAGUCCUAUGAUUCGCAACCGUUUCAAGAUGAAUUUGAUGAUGAAUAUAUUGAUCCAAAUGAUGAUGGAUUGUCAUAUAAGAAAUCAAAUCCUCUUUAUGACUCAGAAGGGACAUUGAAGACUCAUUCUGAUUUGUCAAUUCUGGAUCCUCAUUCGGUGGAUGAGGAUGAUUUGUCAUCAAGUUCAAGUUCGUCGGAUAACGAAGAUGGUGUGCUUCUUGAUUAUGAAGAAGAUUUUCCUCGUGAGGAUGGACAUAAAUUAACCAGAGCCGCUAGUAAAGGUUAA